AAAUGUCAACAAAAAAUGGUGUGAAAUAAAAAUGGAAUUUGAUUAAAACCGAUAACUGUCUUGUUUGAAUUUGAUAACUCGUCCAAUCAAUUCGAUAGAGAAAUGAGAGGAUUGUGUAAACAGAUUGGAAAAUGGUGAUGCAUGUUGAACUUCAGGCAACCUGUAGUGCUCUGGGUUAUUUAGAAGGAAAAAGAUAUAUCAAAGAACCAGAUUGUCUAGAAACUGUAAAAGAUUUGAUAAGAUUUUUAAAGAGAGAAGAUGAUACAUGUGAUAUUAGAAGACAACUAGGACAUGCUGGUAUAGUACAGAAUGAUUUACUACAAUUAAUCAAGUACUAUAAAGAUGAUGCUGUAUUAUUUGAUACUGUUUUACGAUUAUUGGUAAAUCUAACUCAACCAGCUUAUUUGUGUUUUAAUAACCAAAUACCAGAAGAUAAGACAUUAAGAAAUUAUUAUUUAGAAAUUGAAUCUCAUCUGUAUAACUAUAAAGAGGCAUUUGUAGAUGAAGAAUUAUUUGCUGUUUUAACUGAAAAGAUUGGAGAUAUUUUGAAAUUGGAUUGGGAACACAGACAAGAAGAAGAUAAAUUAACUCUAGAGAGAAUGUUAAUAUUGUUACGUAAUGUUUUACAUAUAGCUCCAGAUCCUUCCAUGGAAAAGAGAACAGAUGAUGAUGCUAGUUUACAUGAUCAAGUUAUCUGGGUAUUUCAUGUGAGUGGUAUGGAAGAUAUGUUAUUGUAUAUUGCUAGUGCUGAUGAUGAGAGACAGUUAUGUAUGCAUAUAUUAGAAAUUAUAUCUCUAAUGUUUCGAGAACAGAAACCAGAAGUAUUGGCCAGUGCUGGAGUGAAAAAAUCUAAAUCAGAAAAAGAAGCUGAAGAAAGGGAACUAGAAAUGAUUAGAGAACAAGAAAGAGCUAAGAGAAGAGCAGAAUUCUUAAAACAGAGCUCAAGACAUUCCAGAUUUGGUGGGACCUAUGUUGUUAAGAAUCUAAAGUCUAUAAGUGAAAGAGAGAUGAUUUAUCACAAGGCUAAAGGAGAUGUUGAAGCCAUUACAUUAAACGAUAAGAAACGGCGAACCAAAAUAGCCAAAAAUAGACAGCCAAUCAAAAAUACUGAAGUUUGUCGUAGAUCUACAUUAAGUAUACGUCUGUGUUUAAAAGAAUUUUGUGUGCAGUUUUUAGAAAAUUGUUAUAAUCCUAUUAUGUUUGCUGUUAAGGAUAACCUAGUACGAGAGAAAACACAAGAUCAUGAUGAAACAUAUUAUUUAUGGUCUGUCAGGUUUUUUAUGGAAUUCUGUAGAUUUCACAGUAAACGUGUGGAGUUGGUCAGUGAAACCAUGUCAACUACAACAUUUCAUUAUAUCUAUACUAAUCUAUUAAAUUAUUAUGAAAUGAUGAUAACAGAGAAAAAAGAGGCUAAAGUUUGGGGAAGAAGAGCACAUUUAGCAUUAAAAGCCUAUCAAGAAUUGAUGUUAACAUUAGAUUCCAUGGAUAGAUCUGGUAAUCCACAAGUAAUGGAAAGUUCUAAAGUUAUUAAAGGUAAUUUAUUCUAUAUGAUGGAAUAUAGAGAUAUAUUUGUUACAUUAUUGAGAAAAUUUAAUGAGAGUCAAAUGUCAAGGGCUUAUCUAAAAGAUCUUAUUGAGAGUACACAUCUAUUUGUUAAGAUGUUAGAAGCUUGGAGUAAAAAGGGAACUCUUGUUGUUCAGAAGAAAAAAACAAAGAGGAAAAAGAAACCUAAAGAGGCAACCCUAUCUGAGAGAAAAAGUGAGAAAAAAUCCUCUAGUUCUGUAGCUACUGGACCUAGUGAAAUAGAAUUAGAAGAUAUGUGGGAUGAGAUAUCUAGUGAUCUAUCUGCUAUGAUACAAGGUAGAGAAGAUAUACCAACAGAUAUCUCACCAUUUGAUGCUGCUUCAGAAGUAGAUGUUGAUCAGCAAAGAGUUGAUGCUAUGAUUCGUAUUCAAGAUACAUUAAGAGAUAAAAAACCUGGUGAAGCUUUGGCUAUAUUUAGAGCAGCAAGGUAUGCUUGUGAUUAA
This is a messenger RNA of Lottia gigantea (owl limpet), 2027 nucleotides long. RefSeq lists its product as hypothetical. The record is from RefSeq and is a predicted model, not a curated record. The transcript has 19 exons. Gene Ontology annotation, biological process: DNA repair; DNA replication checkpoint signaling; replication fork arrest. Gene Ontology annotation, molecular function: DNA binding. Gene Ontology annotation, cellular component: replication fork protection complex. NCBI's taxonomy places the organism in Eukaryota, Metazoa, Mollusca, Gastropoda, Lottiidae. The coding region runs from base 132 to 2027 and encodes 631 amino acids.